Molecule: messenger RNA, 849 nt
Organism: Polypterus senegalus (gray bichir)
Lineage: Eukaryota; Metazoa; Chordata; Cladistia; Polypteriformes; Polypteridae
Exons: 8
Coding region: 1-849 (282 amino acids)
Source: RefSeq, a predicted model, not a curated record
AUGGCUUCUCUUCCCUCGGAACCAAAUGGACUCGAGUGCUGUGCUGGGACAGAUGGGACUUGCCAGAGCACGGUGAUCUGCCUGGGGAUUGAAGACCACUGCUUCAUCUCAGAUGAUGGGACCAACGUCUACCAGGGCUGUUCCUCGAGAAGUGUCUGCGAGAAUCCAGGAAACUUCAGCUCUUUCUUGCAAAUGUCGCUGAGCCGGUGGACGGAGUGCUGUCAGGGGAGCUUCUGCAAUCAACAGAAUCUGACGAUGACCUGCCGGAGCUGCUCUUCUACUGCGAUCAACUACUACUGCCCGAAUGCAACGAUCCAAUGUCCUUCUCAGUGGAGAGUUUGUGCGACUUCUGUAGAGUUGUACAUGUAUUAUCAGUUCAAUGAGCUUCUCUACUCCUACAAUGGUUACUCCAGUUCUCCAUAUUUUUCUCGUCACUGUGUGACUCCAGACAUCUGUAAUGGCAGCGGAUCUGUUAACUACGGAGAUGAGAGCUGGACAAAGCUUGUGGAGUGUUGCACUUCUGACAUGUGUAACAAUGAAGGAGCCUCCGUACUGCUUUGUCACAACUGUCAGAUUACCAGUCCUUGGGAAUCUUGUGAAAACAAGUCUGACUCCAUUGUGCCCUGCGAUUCUUUGUCCUCGAUGUGCAGUUCUGGACAGGAUGGAAAUGAGGUUCAGGAGAAAGGACACAGAGGAGCCAUCAUCAUCAUCAAGCAGGAAAGGCCUUCACUCUCUGGAUGUGAGCAGAUUGGCCUGGAAUCAAAAUGUAGAAACGUAGACAACCUGAAGAGACAGACUCAGAAUAAGCGUGAAGAAGAUAACAACGUCAGCCUGCAAGAGCUGAGGUGA